AUGGAGGAAGAGGCUCAUUCAUGGAUUAGGAGAACGAAAUUCUCACAUCGGUAUGAUGAUUCAAGAUUGGCCUCAAUUCCUUUAACCUUUCAAGAUUUUCAAAAAGAUCGAGCAGAUUGCAGGGUUGAAGUCAAGGCCUGUAGCAGCGCAGCAACACGAGCAGUAGCUCCUCCUAGGCAGAAGUCGAGCCCCAGAUAUUCAAAGAUUCAGAGGAACAGUCGUAUGUCUUCACCUAUUGGUCGAAAUCCACUUGCCAACAAGCAGAGAUCCUUGUCUCGUUUGCCGGAGAGCAACGACCUUAGUGUUGUGUUUAAGGAAGCUCAGACUGAUACGAAGAGAUUUUCAACACCACACCCUAGGACAAUACAAUCAGAUAAGGGAAUUAUGCGAAAGUUGUUCAGGAUGGGUAGUUCACUAUCUAAGGGAUCACAUCUGUCGCAUUCGUCUUCGAAUACUAGCCCCCUCAGGCACUUGGCUUCAAUGAAAGUCAGUGACAAAUCGAGCAAAUCAAAGAGGAAAGAAUCGCCUUGGGCUAAGAAUUUUGAUCAUGGAGGUGGGAGAGUUAAUGAGGUGGAUGCUGCAGAUGAAUUUAGUGUUGAUUUGUCAAAGCUGUUUCUUGGUCAUAACUUUGCUCAUGGAGCUCAUAGCACGCUUUAUCAUGGGAUUUACAAUGAGGAAGCUGUUGCAGUUAAGAUCGUCAGGGUACCGGAAGAUGACGAAGGAGGAGUCUUGGCAGCUCGAUUGGAGAAACAAUUUAACAGAGAGGUCAAUCUUCUUUCUCGCCUCCACCAUACAAAUGUCAUAAAGUUCGUUGCAGCUUGCAGAAAGCCUCCUGUUUAUUGUGUAGUCACGGAAUAUUUAGAUGAGGGUUCAUUGAGGACUUACUUGCACAAACUUGAGUGCAAAUCUCUUCCUUUAGGGAAAAUAAUUGCCAUCGCCUUGGACAUUGCUCGGGGAAUGGAAUACAUUCACUCGCAAGGAGUCAUUCACCGGGACCUUAAGCCUGAGAAUGUUCUUAUCGAUAAAGACUUUAGGCUGAAAAUUGCUGAUUUUGGCAUAGCAUGUGAGGAGGCAUAUUGUGAUUCGUUGGCUGAUGAGCCUGGAACUUACCGUUGGAUGGCCCCCGAAAUGAUUAAGAGUAAAUCCUAUGGGCAAAAGGUCGAUGUCUACAGUUUUGGACUCAUUUUGUGGGAACUAGUAGCCGGAACAAUCCCUUAUGAGGAGAUGAAUCCCAUCCAAGUUGCUUUUGCAGUUGUGAAUAAGAAUUUGAGGCCACUUAUCCCAAAGGACUGCCCAAGAGCUAUGCGAGCCUUGAUCGAGCAAUGCUGGUUGUUGCAGCCGGAUAAAAGGCCCGAGUUUUGGCAGGUUGUAAAGGUGUUAGAACAAUUUGAGUCUUCCCUUGCUCGAGAUGGAACAUUGACGCUUGUACAGAAUUUGACUUGCCAAGAUCAUAAGAAGGGGAUGCUUCACUGGAUUCAAAAGCUUGGUCCGGUACCGGCGAACGGAGGUGUAGGUGCCAGUUCGGAGUCGUCUGCGACGGCGACGACCGGGAGUCGGUCGGACUAUAUGUUGUCGGAGGAGGAGUUUCAGGUGCAGCUUGCGCUGGCGAUCAGUGCUUCGAAUUCGGAUGAUCCGGAGAAGGAUCAGAUCCGUGCGGCGACGAUGCUGAGCUUGGGCGGCGGCCGUCGUGGUGGUGAUCAGACGGGGGAUGAGGUGGAUGCGGCGGCCGCGGAGACCUUGUCCAGGCACUAUUGGGAAUACAAUGUGCUAGACUACGACGAAAAAGUGGUUGAUGGGUUUUAUGAUGUAUAUGGACUUUCCACGGAUUCCGCAGUACAAGGAAAAAUGCCUUCUCUCGCAAAUCUUGAAACAAACCUUGGGAGAUCUGGAUUUGAAGUUUCAUUAGUAAAUCGAACACUUGAUCCUACCUUGGAAGAGUUGGUGCAAAUUGCACAGUGUAUUGCGGUAGACUGCCCCAUCACCAAUGUUGGAAUUUUGGUACAGAGGCUUGCUGAACUCGUUAGCGGACAUAUGGGCGGGCCUGUAAAGGAUGCUAAUAUCAUCUUGGCAAGGUGGAUGGAAAGAAGUUCAGAGUUGAGGGCAUCUUCACAAACAAUUGUACUACCUAUUGGGUCCAUAACCAUUGGCCUCUCCCGACAUCGUGCUUUACUUUUCAAGGUAUUAGCUGACAGCAUCAAGAUGCCUUGCAGACUGCUUAAGGGUGUGCACUACACAGGUGUCGAGGAUGGUGCUAUUAAUGUAGUAAAGUUGGAGGAUGACAGGGAGUUUAUGGUGGAUCUUAUGGCUGAUCCUGGAACACUCAUACCGGUUGACAAUCCAAGUGCAAAGGACACUACUUUCAUGCCAAUCAAUCCGAAAUCGAACACAAUCCCAACUUUCCCUUCUUUGAUUGAUUCUGAAAUUGUGUACUCACGACCAAAGCCAUUACAUGGAGAGGGAAGCAGCCAAAACUUGCAAACUUCUGAGAAAGCAGAAUCAUUCUGGGGUGAAAUUGGCGGCAGAGGAGUUGGUUCUUCUGGAGUCCCCAAGAGAGGAACUCAAUUAGAUCAUCUUCCCUCGUCAGCUUUCGAAAAUUCACGGUACAGAGGGAACCGUGGGGCACCUGCAGUUGAUGGUGUGAGGAUGAAACAAAAUGUAGUUCCAUAUGCUCAAAAUAACUCGGAAGACUCUAACAGUCUUUUUGCAGAUCUUAACCCAUUCCAAGUAAAAGGAACUGGGAAGGCUCCUAUAUAUAACAAACCUAUGGAGAAUAAGGCCGAUGAGCUUCAGAGACCAAGAAAUAAUCUUGCCUCAUACACAAAAAAUGUUCGUGCACACAAUGAAGUCCCGAAAAAGAAGGAGUAUGAUUAUUUGGAUGGAAUUAUCCCAAGAGUUAAUCGAGAACCCAAUGGUUAUAAUCCGUCAUCUUCAGCUUCGACCAGCUCCACUAAAUCUGAACAGAUCAAUACUGGUGGUUUCAAAUCUACUGCACAUCCAAAUAUGUCUGAGUAUUUACAAAGUGGCUCUGUAGAACGUGAGAAUAAUAUAAAUGGCUUCCAUGAUCGAAGAAAGUUCACUCAUGAAAGAUUCAUGGAGACCAAUUCCAAACUGAAGGAUCCAGAAAGUUGCAACUCAUCCUUUGAUUCCAUAACAAGUAGGGUUGAGCAAGUAUUUGAGGAUGUUGAAGUAGGUGAAAGUGAAAUUCCGUGGGAAGACCUGGUUAUUGGAGAAAGAAUUGGACUUGGUUCAUAUGGAGAGGUGUACCAUGCUGACUGGAAUGGCACGGAAGUUGCUGUGAAGAAGUUCCUAGACCAGGAUUUCUCGGGUGCUGCUUUGGCUGAGUUCAAAAGAGAAGUACGGAUAAUGCGUAGGCUGCGCCAUCCAAAUGUUGUGCUUUUUAUGGGUGCUAUUACGCGUCCUCCUAACCUCUCUAUCAUUACAGAGUUCCUUCCAAGGGGAAGUCUAUAUCGGAUUAUCCAUCGCCCUCAUUGUCAAAUUGAAGAGAGACGAAGAUUAAAGAUGGCUCUUGAUGUGGCAAGGGGUAUGAAUUGCUUGCAUUCGAGCAACCCCACUAUUGUUCACCGGGAUUUGAAAUCUCCAAAUCUAUUGGUUGAUAAGAACUGGAAUGUGAAGGUAGGUGAUUUUGGACUGUCGCGCUUGAAACAUAACACUUUCUUGUCCUCCAAAUCAACUGCUGGAACGCCUGAGUGGAUGGCACCAGAAGUUUUGCGCAACGAAAACUCAAAUGAAAAGUGUGAUGUAUAUAGCUUUGGAGUAAUUUUGUGGGAACUUGCUACUCUAAAAUUGCCUUGGAGUGGGAUGAACCCGAUGCAAGUUGUGGGUGCGGUGGGUUUCCAGAAUCGCCGCCUUGACAUCCCUAAAGAAGUUGAUCCCCCUGUUGCAAGGAUAAUUUGGCAAUGCUGGCACACUGAGCCAAACUCGCGCCCCUCUUUUUCAGAGCUCACGGUAGCUCUCAAGCCCCUGCAACGGCUUGUCACGCCACCAAAUAUGGACCAGCCCAACUCACCUCUACGACAGGGGAUCUCAGUAAAUUCUACACCAUGAAAAGCCUCGUUCUCUCAACUGUGAAUAAGGAGACAUUCUGCUUGUUUGCUUUGGAGUUAGGGUAGGAUAGAGUGAAUGGAAAAAAGCAUGUACAACAAUUGUAGUAUUUGUUAAUGCAUGACCUGCUACUGUUGCCCAAAGACUGCAGCAGAGUCCUUUUGUACAGUGUCCAUAAAAAUAGUUUGUUCCCCUUUUCUUUGUGAUUAUCGUGUUAAUAGCUCCAAGAUAAAGCGAAAACUUACUUUUGGUUACUAUAAAAAUCAUUGAAGUAAUAUAUGAUUAUGAAUACAGAUUUCUAGUUAAGA
Molecule: messenger RNA, 4370 nt
Organism: Rosa chinensis
Lineage: Eukaryota; Viridiplantae; Streptophyta; Magnoliopsida; Rosales; Rosaceae
Product: serine/threonine-protein kinase EDR1
Exons: 14
Coding region: 1-4065 (1354 amino acids)
Biological process (GO): protein phosphorylation
Molecular function (GO): ATP binding; protein kinase activity
Source: RefSeq, a predicted model, not a curated record